UAUAUACUACAAAUAAAUAUCACAAGAAGCAUAAGAUAUAUAAUAUAACUGACUGACCACCAUCUAUCUUUCUAUCUUCCUCUGCAACUAUUUCAUCCCCCACAAGCUUCCAAACAAAGAGAAUUAAUGGAAAGUGAGAUUUGCAAGUUUUAUUCUUGUUGUUGUCCUCUGAUAUGUAAUUUACGAUAAACACACCAAACCCAAUCUUAUCAAGUCAAUGGGUAUCUCUUCCUUUCUUGAUUCCCUAACUUCAAACCAUGGUUUCCCAAUCUAAACCCUCCAAGAUUCGACAUCUCUCAAUCCAUGGCUUGCUUUGAGAUCAUCAAGGAGAAGAAGAAGAUUCACCGAGUCUGGGGGUUUGGGCUUCUGGGUUUUUCAAUAUGACCACCGUAGCUGGCGGUCAUGGUGGCGGUUGUGGCGGUGGUGGUGGUUGCUCUGACGGUUUCAGUCUUAUGAGUCGAUUACAAGGGUAUGAGUAUUGUUGUAGUGAAAGUUGCUUAGGAUAUGAUCUAGUUGUUGUUGGUCCUAUGGCAGAAGAUGAGUCAAGAACUGAGAGUGUCAAUGAAGCAGGUUCGAGUUCGAAGGAUGUUCAAGAUGAGAGGGAGGAAGGGUGGCUUCAAUUGGGUAUCGGUAGUCACAUGACAAGUCAUGACAACAAGCCCGAAGAUCAGCUUGAUCAAACUACUAGAAGAGCCAGUUUGAUCGAGCUUGAUCUUCUACCUAGCGGGGGUAGCUCACAACAUGUGAGAUCACUACCACCGCCAGUUUUUCAUAUGCCUGAGUUUCGUGCGCCAAGGCCGGUUUCAAAUAUUACAAGUGCCAGUUUCUUGUCACAACGGGCAGCUAUUUCGACUUUCCCUCAUCAUCAAGAGAUUAACUGGGCGUUUAGGCCUAUGGCGCGAAACUUAACGGUAGCAGUUCCUUCUUCAUCGUCUUCUUCUUCUUUAAUGCCACCGGGAUCAUAUUUCACCCGGCCAUUUCAACUCCACGCUGGAGUAGAUGUACCUGCAGGGCCAAGUUUAGAUUUCAGAAUAGUUGAUCCUCCUCGGAGACCCCAUUCUGGGAUAUGGUUUAUGCUUCAAGCAUCACAAAAUCAAUCGAAAGAACCCUUUUUGCCUCAGAUACCCAAGAGCUACCUGAGAAUUAAGGAUGGAAGGAUGACAGUUCGAUUGUUAAUGAAGUAUCUGGUUAAUAAGCUCAGACUCGAUAGCGAAUCAGAGGCGCAGAUAGAGAUAACAUGUAGAGGGCAACAGCUUCUACCAUUCUUGACUUUGCAGCAUGUUAGAGACAACAUAUGGAGUCCAAGAAACGCACUCACUUUGCUUCCAGACUCCUCAACCACUGAUCACGUCAUGGUCCUACACUAUUCUAGGAGUGCUUAAUUAUUUAUUUGUUUCAUUUUAUCAUAAAUCCCCAAAAAAACAAAAGUUGCCCCAUUUAUUUAAUCGAAUCCCACAUGUUGUAUCAUUGUUAAAUUAUGCAACCCCCUUCUUGUUUUUCAAUUCCAGUGCAAAACUAAAAAUUGAUCACAUUAUAAGAUAUAUAGCAUAAAUGAAUGGACAAAAUUUUAC
Molecule: messenger RNA, 1571 nt
Organism: Camellia sinensis
Lineage: Eukaryota; Viridiplantae; Streptophyta; Magnoliopsida; Ericales; Theaceae
Biological process (GO): multicellular organism development
Source: RefSeq, a predicted model, not a curated record